Molecule: messenger RNA, 4745 nt
Organism: Rattus rattus (black rat)
Lineage: Eukaryota; Metazoa; Chordata; Mammalia; Rodentia; Muridae
Gene: Glg1
Product: golgi glycoprotein 1
Exons: 26
Coding region: 15-3596 (1193 amino acids)
Cellular component (GO): Golgi membrane
Molecular function (GO): fibroblast growth factor binding
Source: RefSeq, a predicted model, not a curated record
GCCGCGAACCCAAGAUGGCGGUGUGUGGACGUGUACGGAGGAUGUUCCGCUUGUCGGCGGCGUUGCAGCUGCUGCUGCUAGUGGCAGCAGGGGUCCAGAAUAGCCACGGUCAGGGCCAGGGUCCGGGGGCCAACCUUGGGCCCUUCGCAGGGCAAGCUGGAGGCGGCAACCCGGUAGGGCAGCAGCCACCUCAGCUGCCUCAGUUAUCGCAGCAGCAGCAGCAGCAGCCGCCGCCUCAGCAGCAGCAGCCUUUCCCGGCGGGCGGGCUCCCGGCCCGGCGGGGCGGAGCAGGGCCCGGUGGGACUGGCGGAGGCUGGAAGCUGGCGGAGGAAGAGUCCUGCAGAGAGGACGUGACCCGUGUGUGCCCCAAACACACCUGGAGCAACAACCUGGCGGUGCUCGAGUGCCUGCAGGACGUGAGGGAGCCUGAGAAUGAGAUUUCUUCAGACUGCAAUCAUUUGUUGUGGAAUUACAAGCUGAACCUGACUACUGAUCCCAAAUUUGAAUCUGUGGCCAGGGAAGUUUGCAAGUCAACUAUUUCAGAGAUUAAAGAGUGUGCUGAAGAACCAGUUGGAAAAGGUUACAUGGUUUCCUGCUUGGUGGAUCACCGAGGCAACAUCACUGAAUACCAGUGUCAUCAAUACAUUACCAAAAUGACAGCCAUCAUUUUUAGUGAUUAUCGUUUGAUCUGUGGCUUCAUGGAUGACUGCAAAAAUGACAUCAACCUCUUGAAAUGUGGCAGCAUUCGCCUUGGGGAAAAGGAUGCACAUUCACAAGGUGAGGUGGUAUCAUGUUUGGAAAAAGGCCUGGUGAAAGAGGCAGAAGAGAAAGAGCCCAAGAUUCAAGUCUCAGAACUCUGCAAGAAAGCCAUUCUUAGGGUGGCUGAGCUGUCCUCGGAUGACUUUCAUUUAGACCGGCAUUUGUAUUUUGCUUGCAGAGAUGAUCGGGAGCGCUUUUGUGAGAACACACAAGCUGGUGAAGGAAGAGUGUAUAAAUGCCUUUUUAACCAUAAAUUUGAAGAAUCCAUGAGUGAAAAGUGUAGAGAAGCACUAACUACACGUCAGAAGCUCAUUGCCCAGGAUUAUAAAGUCAGCUAUUCAUUGGCCAAGUCCUGUAAGAGUGACUUGAAAAAAUACCGGUGUAAUGUGGAAAACCUUCCUCGCUCCCGAGAGGCCAGGCUCUCCUACCUUCUGAUGUGCCUGGAGUCAGCGGUGCACAGAGGGCGACAAGUGAGCAGUGAGUGCCAAGGUGAGAUGCUGGAUUACCGACGCAUGCUGAUGGAAGACUUCUCUCUGAGCCCCGAGAUCAUCCUGAGCUGUCGAGGGGAGAUCGAACACCACUGUUCUGGAUUACAUCGGAAAGGACGCACCCUCCACUGUCUGAUGAAAGUAGUCCGGGGUGAAAAGGGGAGCCUUGGAAUGAACUGCCAGCAGGCGCUUCAGACACUGAUUCAGGAGACUGACCCUGGCGCAGACUACCGCAUUGAUCGAGCUUUGAAUGAAGCUUGUGAAUCUGUAAUACAGACAGCCUGCAAACAUAUACGAUCCGGAGACCCAAUGAUUCUUUCAUGUCUGAUGGAACAUUUAUACACAGAGAAAAUGGUGGAAGACUGUGAACACCGUCUCCUAGAGCUACAGUAUUUUAUCUCUCGGGAUUGGAAGUUGGACCCUGUUCUAUACCGGAAAUGCCAGGGAGAUGCUUCCCGUCUUUGCCACACCCAUGGUUGGAAUGAGACCAGUGAACUUAUGCCUCCCGGAGCUGUGUUUUCUUGCCUGUAUAGACAUGCCUACCGCACAGAAGAGCAAGGACGGAGGCUCUCACGAGAAUGCCGAGCUGAAGUCCAGAGGAUCCUACACCAGCGUGCCAUGGAUGUUAAGCUGGAUCCUGCCCUCCAGGACAAGUGCCUGAUAGAUCUAGGAAAGUGGUGCAGUGAGAAGACAGAAACUGGUCAGGAGCUUGAGUGCCUUCAGGACCAUCUGGAUGACUUAGCUGUGGAAUGCAGAGACAUAGUGGGCAACCUCACGGAGUUAGAGUCUGAGGACAUACAAAUAGAAGCUUUGCUGAUGAGAGCCUGUGAGCCUAUAAUUCACAACUUUUGCCACGAUGUGGCAGACAACCAGAUUGACUCUGGGGACCUAAUGGAGUGUCUGAUCCAGAACAAGCACCAGAAGGACAUGAAUGAGAAGUGCGCCAUUGGCGUCACUCACUUCCAGCUGGUCCAGAUGAAGGAUUUUCGAUUCUCUUACAAGUUCAAAAUGGCCUGCAAGGAGGAUGUGUUAAAACUUUGCCCCAACAUAAAAAAGAAGGUGGAUGUGGUGAUCUGCCUGAGCACCACCGUGCGCAACGACACUCUGCAGGAGGCCAAGGAGCACCGGGUGUCCCUCAAGUGCCGCAAGCAGCUCCGUGUGGAGGAGCUGGAGAUGACAGAGGACAUCCGUUUGGAACCAGAUCUGUAUGAAGCCUGCAAGAGUGACAUCAAGAACUACUGUUCUACAGUGCAAUAUGGAAAUGCUCAGAUUAUUGAAUGUCUAAAAGAAAACAAGAAGCAACUGAGUACCCGUUGUCACCAGAGAGUAUUUAAGCUGCAGGAGACAGAGAUGAUGGACCCAGAACUAGACUAUACACUCAUGAGAGUCUGUAAGCAGAUGAUUAAGCGGUUCUGUCCAGAAGCAGAUUCUAAAACUAUGUUACAGUGUUUGAAACAAAACAAGAACAGUGAAUUGAUGGACCCCAAGUGCAAACAGAUGAUCACCAAGCGUCAGAUCACCCAGAACACAGAUUACCGUUUAAACCCCGUGCUAAGGAAGGCCUGUAAAGCUGACAUUCCUAAAUUCUGUCAUGGCAUCCUGACCAAGGCCAAGGAUGAUUCAGAGCUAGAAGGCCAAGUUAUCUCAUGCCUCAAGCUGAGAUACGCUGACCAGCGCCUGUCUUCAGACUGUGAGGAUCAGAUCCGUAUCAUCAUCCAGGAGUCUGCGCUAGAUUACCGCCUGGACCCUCAGCUCCAGCUGCACUGCUCAGACGAGAUUGCUAAUUUAUGUGCUGAAGAAGCAGCAGCCCAGGAACAGACAGGCCAAGUGGAAGAGUGCCUAAAGGUCAACCUGCUCAAGAUCAAGACAGAGCUGUGUAAAAAGAGUGUUACAAACACAGAUUGGAUACAUUUCUUCUACAAAGCUCUCUCCACAAUGAACUUCCCUUUUCAGGAAGUAUUAAACAUGUUGAAGGAAAGCAAAGCAGACAUCUUUGUGGACCCAGUUCUUCACACAGCAUGUGCCUUGGACAUUAAACACCACUGUGCAGCCAUCACCCCCGGCCGCGGGCGUCAGAUGUCCUGCCUGAUGGAGGCCUUGGAAGACAAGCGCGUGAGGUUGCAGCCCGAGUGCAAAAAGCGCCUGAAUGACCGAAUCGAGAUGUGGAGUUAUGCAGCCAAGGUGGCCCCAGCGGACGGCUUCUCUGAUCUUGCCAUGCAAGUGAUGACAUCCCCGUCAAAGAAUUACAUCCUGUCUGUGAUCAGCGGGAGCAUCUGCAUAUUGUUCCUGAUUGGCCUGAUGUGUGGACGGAUCACUAAGAGGGUGACACGAGAGCUGAAGGACAGGUAGAGCUGCCUGACCACCAGAGGAGCCUCCUGCCAGGCCCGCCCGCCUGUACAGCCGUCCUGUGUAGUGUACCCUCUCACUUCGCCCUUCUAACGGUGGCACCAGCACCCACAGUAGAGCAGCAUCAGGUGCCCACUGCAUCUUCCCAUCCAGACUUGGCCAUGUCCUCGGUGUCCUCCUCCUCCCAGCUGCCCUUGCAGCGGCGGCAGCUGGCUGCUUUGGUGGUAGCUUUUGUUGGCGAAGGUUUACCUGCCUGUAGACAAUUCUGUCAUACCAACAGAACUGCUGGUACUUCAGAACAGACUCACCUGACCUGCAACUCAAAUUUUUUUUUUUAAAAACAGAAAACAAAACAAAAGACAAAAAAAAAUUUAAAAAGGAAAAAGUGUAUAUAGUAGAACAUCUCCUUCAGUCUUGACUCGAGCAGUAGGAUUAUUUCUUUCAUGUAAAUGCAGCAGGUGUCAGCAGAACUUGGAGGAGACGCGCAUAUCCGGUGCCUGAUCAUGAAAUGUCUAUUUCCUCUCCUAGAAGCAACUUGGGGCCAUAGCAAGUAGUGGGGACGGACACUAAGCAGCCGCUCUAGGGCCUGUUGGCUUCUACUGCAUUGUGAUGCCUUCUGCCCUCUACCCCAGACAAGCCACUGCUCCCCACAGUCCCCUGACAACAGGCAUUUCUGUGAUCGCCCCAGUGCAGACAUGAGCCUUCUUCCUGAGUCUGGCAAUGGACUAGGGAGGGAGCAAAGUCUGAAGCAGCCCGAGUGCACAGCCAGCAGGGUCCCAGCCACCAUCUUCCUCCAGGAUGGACGGAGCUGCCUCAUCUUUAUGAACCCUGCCAAGUGUGGGGCUGCCCUGGGGGUUCUGUACGUCGGCAAGAAGUAGUUACAGCGCUGGGGUGUGGGGCUUCUGAGGUGAGGGUGAGGGUGGCAGGGCAGGAAGGGACAGGUGUGGGACUCACUUCACUUAGCUUCCUGAGCAACAGUACAGGCAGGAAGUGACGGCUUCUGAAGAUUUGGCGUGGUCUCUGGUGUGUGACUGGCAUUGAAGCCUGACUUUCUGUCCGUGCCAGGCAGACUUCCCUGACAAGCUCCUUUGUGCCUCUAAAUGAAGGGAUGUGGAAAGGGGUUGCAUUAAAAGAUGGAGGAUUUUCUUCGUU